GCAUUUGCUAGGUUCAGUUAGGUUUCAAAAUGGCGGCACUUGAAUUUUCCGUAUUUAAAUAUCAAUUAUCGUAUUCAGUGUUUGUGAGUGAAGUUUUCGUUUAAAGACACUUUCUUUACCUGUUUAUAAUUUAUUUGUAACGUAUUGAUUUUUCGUGUAAUGCAUAUGAUUGUUCAAGUCAAUUUUAUACAACUCCAUUUUUCGUAGGUUAAGAAGAGCUAUCAAUAAUAGAAACUAUUUAAUGUUCUCAGUUCUUUCUAUAUAGUUUAAGAAAAUAUUUUAGGAAAAAUGUCGACUUUGUAUGACCAGAUAAAACUUCUUUACGAACAAUCGUUAUAUUCGAAUGUUAUUUCACUUGCAAAUUUAGUAUUGUCACUCAGCGAGCAUAAUUCAGAUUUAUUGCCGAUACAUGGAAAAUUCCAUAUUUAUGUUUAUUAUGCAGAUGCUCACUUUUACUUGGGGAAGUAUAAGCGAGCUGAAGCUCUUUAUAAAAAAUCUUUACAAUUUCGCAAGUGUUUAUUGAAAUCUAAGGGUGCCACAAAACCUUUAGAAGGUCAGAAGGACCUUCUAACUGAUGUUGACAUAAAAUAUCAAAUUCAUUUGUGUUUAUUAAAAUUAAAAAAUUCUCAAGAGGCACUACAAGUGUUGCAAAGCAUUCCUGGCAAACAGAGAACUCCAAAGGUAAACAUGGCUCUGGCAAAAAUGUUCCAAGAACAAGGAAUGGAACGUUCUGCAAUUACAACAUAUAAAGAAGUGUUAAGGGAAUGUCCAUUAGCUCUAGAAGCUGCUGAAGGUCUACUUUCUCUUGGAGUGAAAGGAAUUGAAGUAAAUUCGUUAAUUGUAGGUUGUGCAUCCAGUCUUUCAAAUUUAGAGUGGUUGAAUACAUGGAUCAAAGCUCAUGCUCAUAUACAUAAUAGAGAAUACACUCAUGCAGUAUCCACAUUAAGAUCUUUAGACAAUGUUAAUUUACUAAGGGAUAAUUUCAAUUUACUAACAACUAUGGGAGAAUGUUAUUAUUUUGCUGGAGAUGACAAAAAUGCUUUGUUAUGUUUACGAAGAGCUAGGAUUAUAGAACCAGAUGUUAUGAAAGGAGUUGAUAUUUAUGCAGCAGUAUUAUAUAAAACACAUCACAUUAAGGAACUUGAAAGACUGAUACCGAUAAUGACGGCGAGCAAUGAAUGCACUGGAGAAAUAUACGUUGCUAUGGCAUACUCUCUGUAUGCUGCCAGAAAACUUGGCAGAGCAAAUACUUUGACAGCACAAGCUUUAAACUUAAAUCCAAACGAUAUAGAGGCAACGAUACUUCGAGGAAAUAUUCUUAUCGAGCAAAAGAAGUAUCAAGAUGCAUUAUUUUUUUUUAGGCACGCGGUACAAUUAAAACCAUAUCGUUACGAACCUCACAAAGGUUUGGUAGAUUGUCUUGUAGGAAUGCACAGAUUACGAGAAGCUCUUAAUAUCGCAAGUGGAUCUUGUAAACAACUUGGGCAUACCGCGAGAGUUCUCACGCUUUAUGCCUCUGUACUUAUGAAGGAUCCAGUUUCCGUUGGUAAAGCAAAAAAUCUCUUGGAGAAGGCAUUACUGCAAGAUGAAGUUUAUUUACCUGCAGUUUAUUUAUUGGCUGAAAUAUAUGAACAGGAAAUGAACUUGGAAGCUGCAAUUACAUUACUUGAAAGACAAGUGGAAAUUCAGUCAACGUGUAAAUUGCAUCAAAUGCUCGGAGAUCUUUGGGCGAGAGUUCACAAUGAGGAGAAAGCUUUGGAUCACUACGCCAUUGCUUUGAAUCUAGAUCCCAGCAAUAGAAGGGCGUUGGAAGGUAUGCACAGACUAGAUAAUUCUUCAAAUAAGCUGGAUUCAGCUUAUUACAUGACUGUGGGUGAGGAACAAACAGAUACAACGUACGAUGUCGGCGAUGGUUUACCGGAUACUGAUAAUGAUGAGGCGCCCGAUGAAAGUGAAACUGAAGCCGUGUGGUCCGAUAUGGAUCUUGAGGCAAAUAAAAUAUUGUGUACAUAGAAUAAAAGUACAUACUACAGAUAGUUUAUUUACACACUAUACAGGAUUGGAGAUUCAUGGAAUCAAUAAUACUAUUAAUGCGCGAAUUUAUCAAUCGACGUACAUCGUACAUAAGCUUAUUUACCUAUUUUGAGAAAACAGGAAUCGCGCAAAGGACAAGUUGGCAGGGUUGUAUAACGAGGAAUAGGGCCGUACUCGUCAUGACUUAUUCUUAAUUUUUUGUAUAUCUCUUAGAAUGAAUAAAGUCACGUAUACGUACCCUUCCUACAGAAAAAAAAGAACGUUUGGAUUCGAUGUAUUAGAAAACGCAGAAUUCAGUCUUAAAGGUAGGAAGCACGCGUAUUUCCUAAAUAGCUCGCUUUGGUCUUCGAACUGCGUUCACGUUACGUGUAUGUAUACGUUUGUACAUGUAUUUCAUCGCAUCACCCUUAUUUGAUAAUGUAUAUAUUUGUAAGCAUCUCAACGAGACUAUGAUCAUUUACGAUGCAAUCGAUAUACAUUCGAAGAAUAUUCAGGACGCGAAAAUUAAUAAAUAGGAAUGACCAGAAAAUAGUUGGGCAUUAAGUUUGAAAAAAUGCCACCUGGGACAGAAUCAAUACAUAUAAUUGAUCGCUAUAAUGAUCAUUCUUUACUAUUCGCGAGAAGUUCCUUGUCGCAAUGAUGCACACUGUUCUUUGAAA
Hylaeus volcanicus is the source of this 2693-nucleotide messenger RNA. RefSeq names its product anaphase-promoting complex subunit 7 (gene APC7). The transcript is spliced from 7 exons. Gene Ontology annotation, molecular function: protein binding. NCBI's taxonomy places the organism in Eukaryota, Metazoa, Arthropoda, Insecta, Hymenoptera, Colletidae. The coding region runs from base 289 to 2013 and encodes 574 amino acids. The record is from RefSeq and is a predicted model, not a curated record. Gene Ontology annotation, biological process: cell division.